AGGGAGAGAGAGAGAGAGGGAGAGAGAGAGAGAGAGAGAGAGAGAGAGAGAGAGAGAGAGAGAGGUGGGGGAAACAGCUGCAAGCGGAUACUCAACAUCAACAAGCUGUAUGAGGCAUCUGUACAGAAGAAGAAGGGAUUUGUUGAGGACGGCGGAUCGAGGGUUCCCGGUCUGAGGCGUGGAGCUUACAGCAGCAUCCUACAAGUGGUGAAGCGAUGCUUUAGCAGGACAAUUUCAUAGAUUUUUAUCCUCGACAGCCCACCCUCCCGACGAUACUAUUUCCCGGCAGCAAUCCCCCCCUCCAAAAAAAAAAAAAAAAAAAAAAAAAAAAAAAGCAUCUUUGGACGCUCUCUGGGGGGAGGAUGGCUGUUUUCCGGCUUUCGCUGCUGCUGCAUGUGGGAUUUGUGAUCGGAUCCAAUCAUAAAUACGCGGAAUGGUCAGCGGCGCACGGCGGGGGAGUCAGCGGCGGCGCUCAGACGCUCCGCCGGCAGCUGGCGCAGCUCCGCGCGCCUCCUCAGGCUCCCGGGGAGCCGCAGAAAACCGAGCAGCGCCUCCCCAGGGUGGUCACGGCUUUCCUGCACACCGGGGACUCGACCACCCUCAAGCACGCCAACUGCUCGCGGCGGUACGAGCUGACGUCGCUGCGGGGAAGGUCAGACUCCAGCCCGCACCAGUCCAUGAGCGGCGUGCUGGACGCGGUGCUGCACGCCACAAACUUCCUCAACAUGAUCCUGCAAGCCAACAGGUCCAGAGAGCACAGCCUGCGGAGAGACAUUGAGUGGUACCACGCUCUGGUCCGGAGCAUACUGGAGGGGGACGCCAAGAUCCACCGGGCGGUCGUUACCUUCAACGGGGAUUCGUCCUUCGCGGGGCCCUGGGUGCUUCUCCAGGCCACCAGGGCCGGUGGAGAGAUCGUCCUCCAAGACCUCUCCAGCAAGGCUCACCACCAUCUGCACAACCGCACAGCAGACUCGGAGUGGUACCACGAAAUGAGAGACAGGAGCAUCCCCGGUUUCCAUAAGAGGGUGCUGAGCCAGGAUUUCACCUCAGCUGAUAAUCCCUUGACAAGAGGAGAGAGUUUUAUCCCGGACAAGACGCAUGUCAAAUGGUCUGCGCCCUACCUGGAGUGUGAAAAUGGGAAUUUUGUUCCCCGUUGGCUUUUGACCUUAUCCGCGGCGUUUUAUGGCCUGAAGUCCAACCUGGCCCCUGAAUUCAGGGGCGUGGUGCGAGUGGACAUUAAUCUACAGGAUGUUGAUAUCGACCAGUGCUCCGCUGACGGCUGGUUUGCUGGAACCCAUCGAUGCAACCUGACCACUAUGGAGUGUUUGCCGCUCCGAGGUCACGGAUUCGUUUUGGACAAGUACAAGUGUCACUGCAAGAAAGGAUUCUACCACCCCAACAGAGUCGCGGUCAACGGCUUCACGAAAAUGGGGAAAAAGGGGAAAGCUGUGGACAGCGGACCCAACGCGGACGAGGGCUCGUCCAGCGACUGCCUGCCGUGCCAGCAGGGCUGCGCCUACUGCAAGGACGACACCCCCUGCGUGACCCGAGAGGACGGCGCCCUGCGCAUGGCCGUGGUCUCCUUCCAGUGCCUCUGCAUGCUGGUCGUCUUCAUCAGCAUGGUGCUCAUAUACCACUUCCGCAGGAAUAAGAGUAUCAGAGCGUCGGGCCUCGUCCUGCUGGAGGCCAUCCUGUGCGGAGCGCUGCUUCUUUACUUUCCGGUGGGGAUCCUCUAUUUCCAGCCGAGCGUUUUCCGCUGCAUCCUGCUGCGCUGGGUUCGACUGCUGGGCUUUGCCACCGUUUACGGGACGCUGACUCUGAAGCUGUACCGGGUGCUGAAGGUCUUCCUGUCCCGCACGGCCCAGAGGAUCCCCUACAUGACCAGCUGGCGAGUGCUGCGGCUGCUGGGCAUCAUCCUGCUCAUCGUCUGCUGGUUCCUGGUGGCGUGGACGUCUGCCGUCUGUCAGAACCCCGACAGGAAGCUGGCCCUCAUCGACGUGGGCUACACGCCCGACGGGCUGCAGUUCAGCAUGUGCCUCCUGGAUCGCUGGGACUACAUGAUGGCCGUCGCGGAGUUCCUCUUCCUGCUGUGGGCCGUGUACCUGUGCUACGCCGUGAGGACGGUGCCGUCGGCCUUCCACGAGCCGCGCUACAUGGCCAUCGCCGUUCACAACGAGCUCGUCCUGUCGGCCAUAUUCUACGUCAUCAGGUUUACGCUCGCUCCGGAGCUCCAUCCAGACUGGAUGCUGCUGCUCUUCUUCACACACACCCAUCUCACUGUCACAGUCACUCUGGGUCUGCUGCUCAUUCCGAAGUUCCUGUUUGCCGGCACCCACAUGAGAGAUGACAUAGCCUCCGAGGCGUACGAGGACGAGCUGGACAUGGGUCGUUCUGGGUCGUAUCUCAACAGUAGCAUAACAUCGGCGUGGAGCGAGCACAGCCUGGACCCCGAGGAUAUCCGGACACCAGACGAAAUGGGCCAUCUCAGUUCUAUUAAUGGCUGUGGCGUAAGGUCUUGCGACAGUCUUUGGGAAAAACGUACCAAUGAAGAGCUGAAGAAACUGUACUCCCAGUUGGAGAUUUACAAGAGGAAGAAAAUGCUGGCAAAUAACCCUCAUCUGCAGAAAAAGCGAAGCUCCAAGAAGGGGCUCGGUCGCUCCCUGAUGAGGCGCAUCACUGAGAUUCCCGAAUCUGUCCAUCGGCAAUGCAGCCGUGAAGACAAAGACGCCGGAGACCAUGGGAGCAAUCGCAACAGCAUCUGCAUGUUGAAGAAAAAUCCUUUGGAUACGAGUCAUCAGACUAAACAAGCAAAAGAGGAGACGCUAAAAAAUAAAGUUUUCUCCCUAAAGAAGUCCCACAGCAGCUACGACCAUGUCCGGGAUCAGAGUGAAGACUCCAACAGCUCAUUGACAGAGAAGAUGGAGGUGACCACAGCUGAAGGCUCCCUCCUGGACACACUUAUGGGUAAAAAGAUGGUCAAGAAGAAGUCCAGUGAGAAUGUAAAUGUACCCAGUGAGUCUACAGAAUCGGUCCCUUUAGUGUGCAAGUCAGCCAGUGCCCACAAUCUCACUGCAGACAAGAAACCCAUCCACCCGAGAGCCUCCAUGCUGCAGAAGUCCCUCAGUGUCAUUGCCAGUGCCAAAGAGAAGACUUUAGGAUUGACUGGAAAGACCCAGAGCACAGAGGACAGCAAUAAGAAGACUCAGCCCAAAAGCAAAGACAUGAGAGCAAACGCAGAGCCAGAGAGCGAAUGCCAGUCCAAGAUCCCCACCAGCCAGGCAACCAACACCACAAAAGGCAUUAUCAUGAAGCAGUCGGUAACAAGCAGUCAGGCCACAGCUUGCCCUGAUCCAGUCAAAGGUAAGGACCUCUAUGAUCUCUCAGAAGUGUGUCCCUGGGAGGUGGAAGACAUCCCAACUCCGUCUGAGAACAAGGUGCAAAAGCACGUCUCCAUAGCGCCAAAGGAAACCACAACAGUUCACGGCAGUAGCACCAAAGGAGGCAAGUCCCAGCAACAGAAGCAGAAGGCUCACGAGCAGUCUCCGUCAGGGGGAAGGCACUCGAAGGAACUUCAGAAGACAACAGCCGUUCGAGCAGAGAUAUGUCCAUGGGAGGAGGGAGGCGAGACUCUGACCAGUCAAGCAGAAGGGUCAAAGCAACAAAUAAGUGGUCUGUCCAAGGCCCCGCAGCCUCAGUCUGCUGUGGAAAGCUCCAAAACACCUCGGGCAGACAUUUGUCCGUGGGACUUCGAAGACACGCAAAGAAUGACAGAAUUAGCUCGCUCUCCAGAUACAGCAAAACAGAAAAAGGGCAUAUCUCCAGGGGAUGGGCGAGGGAAAAGUAUCCUUUCAGAUCCACCCAAAGUGGGAACAUCAUUGCAGCUGCCACCGUCAAAAGCUGACGUAUGUCCCUGGGAGUACGACAGCACCGCGGUGUCCCCGAAUUCCGAGAGGACACCCAGUCCCUCGCAAGCACCCAAAACCAAGGAGUCACCCUCAAAAAAGAAAGGCGCUCCUGUCGCCAGGACACUCGAGAAAGAGAAAACAAAAGACGCUGAUGACGAGAAAAGUAGAGCAAAAGCUAAGGACAAGAGUAAAUCUUCAGAGAAACACGUGAGUCAACAGAAAAUGGCCGAGGUCUGCCCGUGGGACGUAGAGAGUCAUCAGGAGGUGCCGCUCGUUGAAAAAAGGAGAAGUGCCAACGUCGGGGCGGCCAAAGUAAAGCAGGCUGAAGUGUGUCCGUGGGAUUUCGAGGACACGUCAGAUAAAAGAGGUACAGACAAAAGUUCCCUGGCAGCGAAACAGAGCAGUCCGAGCUCUAGAGGUGGAGCCACCAGCGCUGCUAAGAAGGCAGACGUUUGUCCCUGGGACUUUGAGGAUAGCACAUCCAGCAAGAAGGCAUGACACUCGACCUUAAUGGACCACUGAAAUUCUAGUUAUUGAUGUAUACUUUUUUUCACUUUGAAGUGGUUAAAUAUUACCUUUUACUAUUAGUACGGUGACUUGGAAGCAGAGUUGAUGAAGUUCCACAAGUUGCCUUCCUUUCUGAGUUUUUGUUCCUGUUUUACUUAUUUUGGUAAUAAGUAA
Salarias fasciatus (jewelled blenny) is the source of this 4586-nucleotide messenger RNA. It is a transcript of the gene gpr158a, whose product is annotated as G protein-coupled receptor 158a. The coding region runs from base 363 to 4403 and encodes 1346 amino acids. Lineage: Eukaryota; Metazoa; Chordata; Actinopteri; Blenniiformes; Blenniidae. Gene Ontology annotation, biological process: G protein-coupled receptor signaling pathway. Gene Ontology annotation, molecular function: G protein-coupled receptor activity. The transcript has 12 exons. Gene Ontology annotation, cellular component: membrane. The record is from RefSeq and is a predicted model, not a curated record.